AUGGCUUUGGCCUUUUUCAUUGCAAUGAUCGUUCUCUUAACGGAACUCAUGCUUUGGUUUGGAUACUCCCAGAUCGCGAGUUUAGCUUAUAUUGUCUACUUGAAUAUUUUUCAAAAAGAAACAUUAGACAAUCAAAGAAAGAUCAAGAGAGCCAUAUUGACCGUCAGACAGGAGUUGGCAAGAACUAGUCCACAGGACGAAUUUGCUAAUUGGGCAAGAUUAAAACGCAAAUUGGAUAAGAAAGUGAAUGAAUUAGAAAGAAUUACGGCAUCAUUUGGAUAUUUAAAAACGUCAUUCGAAAUUAAAUUUACCUCAUUUUUAUGGGUCGCGUCCAACGGUAUCCAAAUUAUUGUGAUGCUCUAUUUUCUUUCGACACCAGUAUUUUAUCUUCCACAAGGUUGGUUCAGUCCGGUGACGUGGGUUUUUUCCUUGCCGUUUGCACCAUCAGGAUCUGUCAGUGUAACUUUCUGGUUCUUAGCUUGCCGUAAAAUGGCAAAAAAGAUCGUGGUGACUUAUAAAGAUUCUGUUCCUUUGUAUUAUUAUUAUGCGCCUGAUUCCGUUAAAAGACUAGUAACCAUUGUACACCAAUGGUGUAAUGCUAGAGUACGGACAUAUUUACCUGUUGUUAUUGCAUGGAGUAAAACUAUACUUCAAUGGUGUAGUGAUAAUAUACGAACGCAUUCACCAAUUAUUAUUGCACGGAUGAAGUUACAGGCUCAAAAAGUAUACGUCUUUAUUUUGGAGGUGAUAAAAUCGACACAAUCAUCAACUGUAAAUGAACAAUCGAAGUCGUCAGUUGACGCAACAGCAGGAACAAAUUAA
Dentiscutata erythropus is the source of this 822-nucleotide messenger RNA. Lineage: Eukaryota; Fungi; Glomeromycota; Glomeromycetes; Diversisporales; Gigasporaceae. The record is from the annotation of a GenBank genome assembly.